AUGAAGCUGAAAGAUAUCUCAAGGACAGCGACAUUCGCAUGGGACCAGUCAUCCUCUUCUGCCCCUUUACUCGCGACUGGUGCUGUAGCAGGAGCUUUAGAUGAGAACUUCAGCAAUGAGAGUCAGUUGGAGAUCUGGGCUCCUGAUUUUGGGGACGAGAAAGGAAUAAGACUCGGAGGGGAAGGUAAAGGUGCUCAAGGGAGUAUAACCGUGAAUAGUCGAUUCAAUCGACUGGCGUGGUCUGCUCCAUCCACAUCCCACUCAAAAGGUCUUCUUGCGGCUGGUAUGGAGACUGGAGAAGUUAACUUGUUCGAUCCAGAGAAGAUAUUGUCUGGCUCGAGUGCCGACGAAGCUCGUAUUUUCAAGAGCGAUAAGCACACUGGACCCGUCCGAGGUUUGGAUUUCAACCAGAUCCAGAAGAAUCUCUUAUUGACCGGUGCUGUUAAUGCCGAACUUUACAUAUACGAUCUCAACAACCCCAACAAUGCCCCCGUCCCACCAGGUCCUACAUCCACCAAACUUAACGAAAUCACAUCGCUUCAAUGGAAUCCCACCGUUGCCAGGGUAUUCGCUGCUUCUUCCUCGUCAGGAUUUACAUCUGUCUGGGACUUGAAAGCUGGAAAGGAGAUCGUCAGCUUACAGUAUGGUGGAGGUGCUGCGAAGGGAAUGGAGACAGUCGGCGGCGUAGCGGGUUUGCAGAUGGGUAAAAGAAGAGGAAUGAGUGAUGUUUGUUGGCAUCCUGAAAAUGCCACGAGAUUGAUCACUGCUUCGGAAGACGAUGAAUCACCAAUCAUCAUGUUAUGGGAUUUAAGGAAUACUCGGGCUCCCGAGAAGAUCCUAAGCGGUCAUCAUAAAGGUGUUCUUUCCGUCGCUUGGUGUAAGCAAGACGCCGAUCUGCUGCUAUCAUGUGGUAAAGAUAACAGAACGCUCUGCUGGAACCCUUCAACUGGAGAGAUUAUCGGAGAGCCAGCUGAGAAAUUCAACGAGGAGGCUUCUGCGGAUGAUAUAUUCGGCGCUUUGAGUCAAGAAGAGCCAUCCAAUGAUACUGCCAACGUACUCUCCCUCAAACAACCUCCUAAAUGGCUGCGAAGACCGGUUUCAGCUACUUUCGGUUUCGGUGGACUUCUCGCUACAACAUCUAAUUUGCCUGGCGCUUCGGGUAAACACCAAAGUGGAGUCGUGCAUCUCCGUACCGUCACUACAGAGCAAGGCGUCAUAGAAAGAGCUACAGCUUUGGAUGCUACAGCUGGCGAGAAAGAGAAACUUGCCGAAUUCUGUACCGAUCGGGCAAGCGGUAACGAUGAUGCUUGGAGGGCUCUGCAAACUCUGUUCAAAACCAACUCACGUGAACAGCUCGUCCAGUUACUUGGUUUCUCAAAGGAAGAAGUCGUGAAGAAGGUACAUGAAGCUAUUGGGAAAUUCCCUUCCGUCACUGUUACCGAAGAGCCAUCGGAAGAUCAAACAAAAGCGGACGCGAAAGAUGAAUCUGAAGUGGCAACACCUACUGUGGAGAAGACACCUGAAGAAGCUAGCUCUGUAGCCGACGAGAUUGUCAGUGUGAAGGGGUCGGAAACCGCUUCAACAACUGGUGCUACUGAUAAAAGUCUCUUCGAUGAGGAUCACGCCCCAGGUACUCCCGCCGCUGCGGCUGCCGACUUCUUCUCUUCCAUGGCUUCGGGUACGCUUCGAAACCCUCAACUCGACAGCAUAAUCCCUCAUAAGAACAACGAGUUCGUCGAUUCAUCUGUCGCCGCUACGAUCGGUAGUCGAGCCUCCUCAGUCAGAGAUGAAAUUAUCACCAAAGAGAAUACUUUCCAAAUCUAUCCUGAAGGCGAAAGUGAUAUUGAUAAACUCAUCACUCAGGCCCUUGUCAUGGGUGAUUUUAAAUCUGCUGUGGACCUUUGUCUCGCCUCGGAAAGAUUCGCCGAUGCCCUUCUCCUUGCUGUACGAGGUGGUCCAGAUCUCCUGCAAUCUACCCAAAAAGCUUAUUUCGCUCGACAAACCGCAUCUCUCCCCUUCCUCCGAGUGUUCCAAUCUAUUGUCACCGAAGACCUCAUCGAUAUAGUCCAAAAUGCCGAUCUUCGAGAAUGGAAAGUCGCUUUCGUUGUCAUCUGCACUUUUGCCAAGGAGAGCGAGUUCAGCAAUCUUGCCGAACAGCUUGGUCAACGACUUCAAUUCAAAUGGCGAACGCUUACUGGCUCUGACAGCCCAGAAGCUAAGGAAUCUGCCAGGAUCGCUAGACAGGAUGCUACCUUGUGUUACCUCGCAGCAAGGAAAUUAGAAAAGGUGGUCAGCAUCUGGGUUGAUGAGAUGUCUGAGGAAGAGGAAGCGACGUAUACAACUCGAUACGCUGCUCACGCACAAGCCCUCCAAUCAUUCAUCGAAAAGGUGGCGGUAUUUACCGCGGCCACAGGGUAUGUCGAUGAGGAUCUCCUCUCUCCGACCGAAUCUGCUGUCGCUGCUGAGACAGGUGCAAGAACUUACAAGCUGGCUGGAUUGUACGAUCGAUAUUACGAGUACGCCGAUCUCUUGGCGACUCAGGGCCUUGUCGACAUCGCUGCCAAGUUUGUCAAGAUGACUCCUCCAGAUUACAAGGGUACUGGUGCUGCUGGUUCCGAAUUAGACAAAGCUAGAGAUAGAUUAUUUACUGCCGCUGGAAUUCAAGCUGGAAGUGUCUCAGUCAACUCUGCCUUCGGAUCUGCUAAAACCCAACCUCAAGCUUCUACUUCCUAUGCCCCCACCAGUUCUUCUUCGUACACUCCCCAGACAGCCGGGCCAUACAGCCGUGCUCCUUCGUCGACUGGGCCUUAUAGUGCCGUACAGCCUCCUGCUCCCUAUGGUCAGUCUCAGCCCUCAGCUUACGCACCUCCUCCGGCUCCCACUCAGAACGCCUACAAGCCUCCCACUACCUCUGCCCCAUAUCAGCCUGCUCAACAGCAACAGUCUUACGGAGGAUAUGGUGAAACAAACCCUUAUGCUCCAUCCCCAGUAUCAACUUAUCAACCGGCUGGCUACUCUGCCAAUGGCUAUCGACCCAACGAACCUCAGGCUCAAGGCUAUGGCGCACCUCAGCAACCUUACGGUGCUCCUCCCCAAGUAAUCCCUCCACCUCCUCGAGCUGGCUCAUUCAACGGUCCAACUUCAAACACCCCACCACCUUUACCUGCAGCUCAGAGAAGGGAUAUCCCGGGAUGGAACGAUGCACCCAACCUCGCACCCAAACGACCUCAAAGUGCUGUUAACAAGGAAGCCAACAAACCCACUGCCAUUACUUCUCCUUUCCCCAACAUGCCUAAUCCGUUCGAGGCUCAACCCACCGGAUUCACACCUCCCCCAGCUCGACAAACACCUCAACCGGGUGUUCUUCCACCACCACCUAAGGGCGGUCCACGAGCUCCUUCUACCCAGAUUCCACCCCCACCAAGAUCAGUGGCUUCGCCUCCUGCUCAACAGCAGCCACCUCCUCAGUUCCAACCUCCACCACCCCGCGGACAACCGCUUGCCGGUCCACCACCCACCGCUCGACCACCACCACCUCAAGCUAGAGCUGGACCCCCUCCUCCAGGUGUAAUGGCUGGACCACCUCCUCAAAGAGCCUUGGCACCUUUGGGUCCAGGUCGAAUCGGUUCGCCAUUGUCAGGACAGAUAAGGCCACCCCCUCAACAACGACCACCUCAAGCUAUGUCACCCCCGACUCAACAUCAAGCUCCUCCACCGCCACCUAUGGGCUCGAGAAUGGCCGGUCCUCCACCUCCAGGAAGAAGUCCUUCUGUCCAACAUCAGCAACAACAUGGUGGACCAUCUCCUCAAGUGACAAAUUCGCCCCCUAACCCUGCUCAACGAGAGGUUCAACCACCUCCCGCAGCACCGGCCAAACCUUCUCAUCCUGCCGGAGACAGAUCGCAUAUAUCUCCUGCAUCACGACCUGUCUUCGAAACUUUGUCAAAUGAGCUUUCAGCGGUGAAACAGAAGAACUUCCCUCCUAACGUGAAGAAGGUGGUUGAGGACACCGAAAGAAGGUUGAACAUCCUCUUUGAUGGUCUUAACAACGACUCAGUACCCAAACCAGCUUUGGAUUUACUGAACAACAUCACCAAGGCCAUCGCUGCGAAGGAUUGGAAUGCAGCUUUGGCAAUGCAUGUCGAGCUAUUGACUGGUGCCACUGGUGACAUGACUACUUGGGUGCCCGGAGUCAAGCAAUUAGUGAGGUUGAGUGUAUAG
Messenger RNA from Kwoniella mangroviensis CBS 8507, 4221 nucleotides. RefSeq lists its product as uncharacterized. Bases 1 to 4221 code for a protein of 1406 amino acids. Gene Ontology annotation, cellular component: COPII vesicle coat; endoplasmic reticulum exit site. NCBI's taxonomy places the organism in Eukaryota, Fungi, Basidiomycota, Tremellomycetes, Tremellales, Cryptococcaceae. Gene Ontology annotation, biological process: COPII-coated vesicle cargo loading; intracellular protein transport; endoplasmic reticulum to Golgi vesicle-mediated transport. Gene Ontology annotation, molecular function: protein binding; structural molecule activity. The record is from RefSeq and is a predicted model, not a curated record. The transcript has 11 exons.